UUUUUUGUGUAAUGCAUUUGAAAACACAACAUUUGCUUCACACAUAAGGAAUGGCGUUGGCACCAGGGUCACGGGGAAAUUUUGUCCGGUUGGGAAUCGCCAUAAUUGACCAUGAAUCAAACAUGCUUCGCCUAAUUCUCGAAAAUGAAGUUCCUCCGAGCGACAUCGAACAAAAGGCGGUAAAAAAAAUCAAAAAAUUACAGGAAAAGCAAAAAGACCUUCUUAAGAUGGCAUCAACUGCUUCUAAUUAUUCAGACCUGGACAUAACAUUUCUUUAUACUCUGAUUAGAAAUGUAUGUUCUAAUGUUCCAAAACCGACAAACGGUUGGGGAGGCGACACAAUGCCAGAACCAGGUCAUAUUUUAAUAGGGGACGAUAUCGAGCGAAUUCGACUCAUGAGGAAUGAAGUAUACGGUCAUGUAGCAGACACCUGGAUGUCAGAUACAGAUUUCCAGAAACAUUUUCAGAUUAUUAGAGAAAUUUCUAAAAGAAUGGAUACCUAUUUCUCAUCAAAAAAUAAAACAACACAGUUCGAGGUAGAAAUAAACCGCAUUGAAACAAUGUCACUUGAUGAAAAUGCUGAACAGAAAUAUGUCCAGAAAAUCAAAGAUAUGGAGGAAAGGGAGAGGAAGCUAGCAGAAAAGAUAGUCGAAUUGGAAGAGCAUUUGACGCUUUGCGUUGCUCGAGGAGAUAAGGCUUUCAAGAUAUACAAAAAUGUAACACUGAGCGAUCCCAAUGAGAGUGGUUUAUCUAUGACACUCACUGAUACCUUCCUUAAAGAUCUAGGAUGUAUCAUUAAUGGAAUAGAAAGAUUCAUUCGGAAAGAGGGUGCGAUAGAAAAAUGCCUACAAAUGUAUCAAUGCCUGCGUAAAAGAGGAGUCGCAGAAACAAGGAGAACAUUCCACAACGUUUUAAAUGAAUUAAAAAAUUUUGCACGGGAAUCUCAAAAUCUGGUUUGCCCGUUGGAAAAUGACCAAGAAAUUAACAUGAUGAUAUCAAUCUUUGAUUUUAUAAUGUUUAUCAAAAAAUAUGAAUGCAAUUUAGAAUGCUUUAUGGGAUCCCUCUUUAUGUGUUACAAAUUUCCGAUCAACCAGCCACCGGACAAUAAAGUAAAGGACGAAAUAAAUAAAGCUUUCAGCAGUAUCAUCUUAAAAGAUGAACAUCUUUCUCUUUACCACUUGCCAGGAGCAAAAUGUCUCAACCUCGUGAUUCGUGAUAUAGAAGAAACUGCAUUCACAGAAUUUCAGAGACGCAGAGGAACAAAGAGGAAGGCUGAGAGUGACGCAGAGGAAGACAAAGAAGAAAAGUGUGACGGCAAGUACAUCUUUAUUCAUACUAUUCCUACACAUUAUCAAAACUUCUGUUGGUUUGAAUGA
Molecule: messenger RNA, 1376 nt
Organism: Saccostrea cuccullata (small rock oyster)
Lineage: Eukaryota; Metazoa; Mollusca; Bivalvia; Ostreida; Ostreidae
Exons: 4
Coding region: 51-1376 (441 amino acids)
Source: RefSeq, a predicted model, not a curated record